Messenger RNA from Oncorhynchus tshawytscha (Chinook salmon), 5432 nucleotides. RefSeq lists its product as uncharacterized. The transcript has 11 exons. The coding region runs from base 76 to 4401 and encodes 1441 amino acids. Gene Ontology annotation, molecular function: protein binding. Lineage: Eukaryota; Metazoa; Chordata; Actinopteri; Salmoniformes; Salmonidae. The record is from RefSeq and is a predicted model, not a curated record.
GAGAUUACUCUAGAUAGGAAUCUCUCCCAGCAUACUGACCACUGCCAGAGCCAGAGAGAGGAGAUUACUCUAGAUAUGAAUCUCUCCCAGCAUACUGACCACUGCCAGAGCCAGAGAGAGGAGAUUACUCUAGAUAUGAAUCUCUCCCCGCAUACUGACCACUGCCAGAGCCCGAGAGAGGAGAUCACUCUAGAUAGGAAUCUCUCCCAUCAUACUGACCACUGCCAGAGAGAGGAGAUUACUCUAGAUAUGAAUCUCUCCCAGCAUACUGACCACUGCCAGAGCCAGAGAGAGGAGAUUACUCUAGAUAUGAAUCGCUCCCAGCAUACUGACCACUGCCAGAGCCAGAGAGAGGAUAUAACUCUAGAUAGGAAUCUCUCCCAGCAGACUGACCACUGCCAGAGAGAGGAGAUAACUCUAGAUAUGAAUCUCUCCCAUCAUACUGACCACUGCCAGAGCCAGAGAGAGGAGAUUACUCUAGAUAUGAAUCGCACCCAGCAUACUGACCACUGCCAGAGCCAGAGAGAGGAGAUAACUCUAGAUAGGAAUCUCUCCCAGCAUACUGACCACUACCAGAGCCAGAGAGAGGAGAUAACUCUAGAUAUGAAUCUCUCCCAGCAUACUGACCACUGCCAGAGCCAGAGAGAGGAGAUAACUCUAGAUAGGAAUCUCUCCCAGCAGACUGACCACUGCCAGAGAGAGGAGAUAACUCUAGGUAUGAAUCUCUCCCAUCAUACUGACCACUGCCAGAGCCAGAGAGAGGAGAUAACUCUAGAUAGGAAUCUCUCCCAGCAUACUGACCACUGCCAGAGCCAGAGAGAGGAGAUUACUCUAGAUAGGAAUCUCUCCCAGCAUACUGACCACUGCCAGAGAGAGGAGAUCACUCUAGAUAUGAAUCUCUCCCAGCAUACUGACCACUGCCAGAGCCAGAGAGAGGAGAUCACUCUAACUCAAGAGGGGCAUCUUUCCCAGCAUACUGACCACACAGACGAAGCAGGGUUCAAUCUAGGUGAAUAUUUCAAUUUUAAUCCAACAACGAGUGCUGACAGAUACCAACACAAUAACACUAUCUGGGCAGAGGAAACCAGUCAAAACCCUGACCAGAAUACAUGUCCUGAAGCCUUAGUGCCGCUAGCUGGAUUGGAUGCCAUAAGAAACAGCAUCUCCACCGAUAAGUCAAAGGUCACCCUCACCCACCGACCUGCUAGGCCAGAGAUUGACCCCAUAGACAAGACCAGAUCUGCGGUAGAGGUUGACCUGAGCAAAAUGGACCAGGAUGACACCUGCUGUACCCUUAUAGACAACGUCUCACUUGUUGAACACCUGUCCCUGUCCAAAGCACCUGUCCCUUUGGAAACCACUGACGUUGUGGAUGCCUGUGUGGCUGGGACAUCAUCUCCAUAUAUUGAUGAUCAGUGUAAGCUAGACAAUGGUCUCCUGUCGAAGGAAGACAUGGAGGAGCAGUGUAGCGUGUCUCUUCUUCCGCCUCAUUCAGACGCUACAACAACAACACACCUGGAUGUCACAAGACAAGCUUCCAUUGUUGACGAGAAGCAGACACAACCAGUAGAGGCACCAUCAGCGAUGGAGGAUGAUAAUGAUGAAUAUCUUGGCUCUUGCAACACUAGCUCACCAUCCCUCCUAGUGGCUGAGGAGCUCCACGGCCCUGUGGGGAUAUCAGAAUGUACAGAGACCAAUAUCGAUACACUGUUUAUGCAGAGAGCAAGUCAAAUCCCCAAAGCUUCUUCCAUUGGAUCAGAUGUUGGUUUAAAAGCCAACCUGCUAAAAUGCACUGGUCUCGAUCUCCAGCUGAUUGGAGACAGACUGGACAAAGAGACCACGGCUGCUGUGACCGAUAGAGAUGGUGAGAGAUGUCAUAUUGAUGGUGGACGUGAGGGAGGCUCUGUAACACACAGAGUGUCUAGAGACCCGGAUGCUUCUACUGACAAGACUUUGUCUUCCGACAAUAAAGACAAUAGUGCUGACUCUGACAUCACCAUGGUCUCUGAGCUGGACCAAGCAGAGACAAAGAACAAUGAUCUGGGACAAGUUGAAAAGGAGGAGGUGGCGAAAGCUCAUGUUCAACUUGAUUCAGAAGCGACAAUUGGUUCCGUCCAAGAUCAGGUGAGAGGAGUAGAAAACCAAACCCUGGGGACUGAAGUUGAGACUUUAGAUACAUUAAUAGAUUACUCUGAGGCGUGUGAGAAUAAUGGUAAUGGAUAUACCACUACUGUAAUGGAAGACUCCACUAGCCUGUUACCCGCUUUAGAUGACUGCCAAGCUAAAGACGGUGUGAAGGAAGAUGAACCAGAGAUGAACACUAUGCAAAGUGAUACGGGCAGCGCCAAACACCACAACAGCUGUAGUCAACACAAGAGGAAAGCCAAGAGCAGUAGAGCCAGACCUGGCAAGAGGCAGGCCAAGCUGUUGUUGAAGCCAAAGCCAAACCCUUGGGCAUCGCAAAACACAAGUACUAGUUACACAACAGGUGGUGCUGAUACCUCGUCUAGUUCAGUAGGUCCCAUGCCUGGCACAAAGAUUCCCUUGAGGAAUCUACACAAGAGAAACAGUAUGGGAGAGAGCCACCUUCACCUGGCAUGCAAGAAAGGAGACCUGGCUCUAGUGAGAGGCCUUCUGGAAGCAGGCCUAAAUGUCAAUCAGAUAGAUCACGCAGGCUGGACGGCGCUGCAUGAGGCCAGUGCUGCAGGCUCCGAGGCUGUGGUCAAGGAGCUACUGCAGGCUGGGGCUGAUGUUACCAGUAGAGGUCUGGAGGGCCUCACUCCUCUACAUGAUGCUGCUGCCUCAGGACACUGCAAAGUAGUGCAGCUCCUUCUUCAGUAUGGCGCAAACCCGCAAGACAAAAACGCUCUGGGCCAGACCGCCGUGGACCUAGCCUGCCACGACGACAUCAAACAACUCCUCUCCACAUCCCCAGGACCGUUUGUCCAACGAAGUUCCGCGCCCUCUGAGAGGCCCUCUGAGCGUUGUGGUGUCUCUAGGUCUGGGUCUGAGGGUCGCAGCAGAAGGAAGCCAGCUGGCCGAGCACGUCUCUGCUGUGAAGGCGACUGGGAAAGGCACAAAGCCAGACACACAGGUGUCAGGGAUACAGACAGAGACGGAGAACGAGACAGGCAGCCUGGUGACAUUCAGCCCAGACAGAAAGACAGCACCACUGAGACACUGCAUCCCUCUGAAGCUAUCACUACGGCUCUGGAGGAUGUGGAGCGAAAACAAGAGGAAAUGUCAACCUGGAAAUUAAAUAAUUCAGAGGAUGCAAGUAUAGCAGCUGAAGACAAAUUGACGAUGGCGCUAUCAGAGAUCCAGAGUGUUCUGAAUGUUGUGCUGGAGAAACAGCAGGCGGAGAAAGAUGACCUCACCAAGAAGUACAGGAUAGCGUCAGACUCGUUCCGGCAGGGAGUGCUGCGUAGUCAGCUGACUUCGUUGGCGUCGCGUCAGAAGAGGCUGCUGGGUAUCCUCCAGAAGCAAAGCAACUUCAAGCUCCAGCUCCGCACCUGGAAGGGCCCGACCCUGACUCAGCACUCCCAGACAGGGAGAGAUCAGAACAUCUCCCACUCAUCAACCACCACUUCCAGCCCUGCUCCCUCAGAAAGGAGCCUCGCAGGCAACCAGGAGGGGAGCCACGCUUCCCCCUUGUUCAGCUCUACUGGUAGUCACGACAACCGAGACAAACAAGAAGGUAGUAGCCAGACAUCUCAGGUAGCGCCGCCUCGAACACAUCCAACACAACACCGGGAUGACAACAACAAAAACAACACUACCUUUCCAUCACAACAAGGAAACAGAAACAGCAAACCACAACAUGGAAACACCCCUGACAUGGGAAGCAAUGUGUUACAACAAGGGACGGCCAGUGAUGGAGAAGAGAACAGGAAGUUGAUCAGCCUCAUCAAGAGAGGGGUCAUCACACCAGGAGAGGAUGUACUACAGCUGAUGUGGAGGGGCUGUGUCCACCAGGCGUCUCUGCUUCUAGAAGGCUGGAUCAGAGACAGCGUCACGGGCAGAGAGUUCCAGGCCCCAGAGCUCUGGGUAGCAGCUAUCCUGGGAAACAACAUCCCUGUUUCCUCAGCCUACGCCUGGGACAAGGUGAUGUACAGAGACAGGUCUCUGUCUGGUUACUUACUGGGUGUAGUGGACGUGACAGCCCCAGCAGCAGCAUCACAGAAGCCUGCCGAAUCCACACACCAUGAUGGCUCCUCUGCUCAGCCUCAGGAUGUCCCCUCUGCAGGGGCACCUCUCUCAGAGUCAUCGGCAGUACUCAGAAAUAUAAUGCAAAUCAAGUCGAUCAGAUUAAUUGGUGAUGAGGAGUUUGUGCCCCAUCAUAUAAUGGACCGCUACUGGGACAGUCUUACACAGACACACACUGACGACUGGCUGUUUUAAACUCUUUAUUCCCCAUGGAGACACUGAAGACUCAUAUUAAUGUGUGAUUCACUGUUAUCAAUGUUAUUAUUCAAGAUGUACAAGUGGGUGUUUUUAGAGUUAACUCUUUAUCCCACAAAGAGAACUGAACACUCUAGGGCAACUGAUGUUAUAAUUAAGCGAUAAGGCACGAGGGGGCGUGUUAUAUGGCCAAUAUACCGAGGCUCGGGGCUGGUCUUAUGCACGACGCAAUGAAGAGUGCCUGGACACACCCCUUAGCCGCCAUAUACCACAAACCCCGAGGUGCCUUAUUGCUAUUAUAAACUGGUUACCAAUGUAAUUAGAGCAGUUAAAAGUAGAUGUUUUGUCAUACGGUCUGAUAUACCACGUCUAUCAGCCAAUCAGCAUUCAGGGCUCGAACUACCCAGUUUAUAAUAACCCUUAUGUUACACUAAUGUUAUAAUGUAAUGUUUUAAAAAUUGACUGUUAUUUGAACACUUAUCAAUGUUAUGAUUUAUUGAUAUUCAAGCCUAUCAAAGUGGUUCUAUGACGUCACCUUUAUAUGUUAAUUUGUUCUUCCCACAGUUGUGUUUUUCUCCCAAGUGUUGUUGUUGUGAAGCCUAAUUGGUUGUUGUGAAGCCUAAUUGGUUGUUGUGAAGCCUAAUUGGUUAUUGUGAAGCCUAAUUGGUUAUUGUGAAGCCUAAUUGGUUAUUGUGAAGCCUAAUUGGUUAUUGUGAAGCCUAAUUGGUUAUUGUGAAGCCUAAUUGGUUGUUGUGAAGCCUAAUUGGUUGUUGUGAAGCCUAAUUGGUUAUUGUGAAGCCUAAUUGGUUGUUGUGAAGCCUAAUUGGUUAUUGUGAAGCCUUAUUGGUUAUUGUUUUAAAGUGUAAAGUAAUUCCAUUAUUAUUGGACUUUAUCUAGACGGCCACAAUUACAGCAAGUUUUAUUUUCUUAAGUAAACCAUAAUUGGAUAUUAUGUUAUUGUUAAUUGACAGUGAAAAAAAAAAUAUAUAUAUAUCUAUAAAGUGUUUAAUAAAGAAAAUUAAGUAAUUGUU